AUGGUACAAUUCUUUUCGGUUAAUGUUUAUGGUCAAAUGGACCCGAAUUGUGGUAAUGGUAUAAAUGAUCCAUGUAAUCGGGCAAACGCAACAUUAGAACCAUGUAAUGGACAACUUCCUCCAAUACCUCCUGCAGCAUUGAGUAGUGCUGAACUAUUCAAGUUCUCACUUACUGUUAGUAUUGCUGGCUGCGUUUCAUGCUAUCAAGGUCUGGGAAUUGAUAUCACAGUAGUUUCUUUUGAAACUUUUUCGAAUAUUUGUCUCAAUAAAGGCUAUGAUGUUAAUAAUCCAUUUAAAGCACCUGGUAAAACACAAGCAACACCCGCUCCUAAAAAAGAUUGUAAUACUCCUAAUGAUCCUUGUAAAGCUGUCAAUGAAACAUUGACAAUUUGUAGAGAAGAAUUUAGUCCACCACCCAAAUCGACAAAUUCUGGAAGUUAUAGUCCAAAUGAUCCAAAGUUGGCGCCUUGCAUGUGUAAUGAUAAAUUUUAUGAACAACUAAAAAGUUAUAUGAUGUGCUUUGCUACUCCAAUGAAUAGUAUAACUGUUGCACCGCUUGAUAAAUUUAAAGAAGAAUGUAAUAAAUUGGGCGUUACUUAUGGUGCACCUCCGAGUAAUAAAGCCGGAACGGAUAAAUUCUUGUUGAUCGAUUAA
This is a messenger RNA of Funneliformis caledonium, 654 nucleotides long. NCBI's taxonomy places the organism in Eukaryota, Fungi, Glomeromycota, Glomeromycetes, Glomerales, Glomeraceae. The record is from the annotation of a GenBank genome assembly.